GCAUUCAAUUUGAAACGAUUUUGAUUUAAUCAAGUUGAACAUUUAAUUGUAAAAUGAAUGAUAAAAAAUUAUACAAUAAUCCAGCAGAAAUUGUUGACGAUGCUCUCGAGGGUUUAGCUAAAUCUAAUAAAGGGAUUAAAGUGGUGAAAUCCCACCGAGUUGUCGUUAGAUCAGAUGUUAAUCAAGUAAUUCAAAAGGGUUUAGUAACUUUGGUUAGUGGAGGAGGUUCAGGACACGAGCCAGCACACGCCAAUUACGUUGGUGAAGGCAUGUUAACAGCUGCUGUUUGCGGGUCAGUAUUCGCGUCACCCCCGCCUUCGAAUAUAGAAUGUGCACUGAGAUUUGCAAAAUCUCCUGCCGGCUGCUUAGUUAUAGUAAAGAAUUACACAGGAGAUAGAAUCAAUUUUGGUUUAGCAGUCGAAAAAUUAAAAAAUGAAGGUUUUAAAUUAAAAAUGAUUGUUGUUGGUGAAGAUUGCGCAAAUCACUCUGCAUCAAUGACAGCAACCGGUAGAAGAGGUUUAGCUGGUGUUGUCUUUGUUCAUAAAAUUGCAGGUGCUAUGGCAUCAAGAGGUUGUACUUUGGAGGAGAUUGUUGAUCAUUUAAAAAUCGUCUGCUCAUCUCUCGGUACUGUUGGUGUAAGCUUCUCUGCUAUAAGUUUGCCAGGAAGUGAUAAACUACUCUUCAACCUGGAUAACGACGUUUAUUCGCUAGGUUUAGGCAUACACGGAGAGAUGGGUGCUUUUAAGGAGAAAAUGUCAUCGGCAAGAAAUAUAGUAGCCACUAUGUUUGAUCACAUGACUGGAGAAAAGAAUCCAGUAAGAAUUGACAUAAAUAAUUCUCGAUUAGCAGUCUUAAUCAAUAAUCUAGGAGGAUUAUCAAAUCUUGAAUUAACUUUAUUCGCAAACGAAGUACUGGAAUACUUUCGCAAUUAUCCUGAAAUUCAAAUUGAAAGAAUAUAUAUUGGAACUUUUAUGACUUCUCUAAAUAUGAAUGGAGCAUCUAUAACAGUUUUAAAAAUAACUACAAAUUCACAAUUAACAGAUUUAGAUUCAAAAACAACGGCUAACGGCUGGAAAAAUCAGGAUUCUUUUGGUAUAAACAACGAUUUUGAAUUAAAUUACAAAGAAGAAGAGAAAGAAUAUACAAAAGAAGAUAGUACAAUUUCAAAGAAAAUGGAAAAUGCAUUAAAGGAAGCCUUACAACAUGUAAUUGACGAGUUAAUAGAGAAUGAAGAAUACUUGAAUCUAUUAGACUCAAUUGUUGGUGAUGGAGAUUGCGGAUCUACCUUUAAGAGAGUACUUUUAAUAUUAAAAGAAAAAUUAAACAUGAAUAAGCUACGAACAGAUUCACCAUUCGCUCUUCUUAUGCAACUAUCUGAAUUAGCUCAGAAAGAUAUGGGUGGUACUUCGGGUGGGUUGUAUAGUGUUUUUUUCGCAGCAGCUGCUUCUAAAAUUAAUAAAGAAUGCUCCAUUACAACUAUUGGAGAAUCUUUACGAGCUGGAGUAGAAGCCAUUCAAUAUUAUGGAGGAGCUAAACAAGGGGACAGAACUAUGUUGGACGCUCUUUUACCUUGUUUAGAAUGCUUUAAGAGUGAAGUUUCGUCUAAAGAAAUUUCUAAAUUAAUCAAGGAGAAAGUAGAAGAAGGUGUAAAUGAGACAACUCAUUUAAAAGCAAGAGCGGGUAGAGCAGCAUACACUGAUACUGUUCAUCACAACAAACCAGAUGCUGGCGCCUAUGCUGUUGGCUUAUGGAUGAAAUCUUUAUGCAACAAAUUACUUAUUGAAUAA
Messenger RNA from Dimorphilus gyrociliatus, 1787 nucleotides. The record is from the annotation of a GenBank genome assembly. NCBI's taxonomy places the organism in Eukaryota, Metazoa, Annelida, Polychaeta, Dinophilidae.